AUGGACAUGUCGGUAGGCGUUGCGUUUUCUUUUCGUAUCAUAUUUGAGUAUCAUGUAAGGACAUUGACCAGCAUCGAGGAUGUCCUCGGCGACACCCCGGCGGGCACCCUUCCAGACCUAGAACGCAUCGUCGGCCUUCCUGAUUUCGAAUGGGCCGCCAGGCGCUACAUGAACGCUUCCUCAUACACAUACUACCGUAACGGCGCGGCCGGAGAAUGGUCUUACAGGAACAACUUGGAGGCCUACGGCCGAUUCCGCUUCAAGCCACGCAUGCUGGUCGACGUCACCAACAUUGAAUCCACCCUUCCUACAACCAUCCUGGGCCACAACUUCUCCGCCCCUUUCUAUAUUAGCCCCUGUGCUCGUGGAGGUCUGGCCCAUCCCGAAGCCGAGAAGAACUUCGUCAAAGCUGCCUAUGAAGAGGAUAUCCUGUAUAUCCCAUCGCUCUAUGCAUCGCUCUCCGUCGAAGAGAUCGCCGCUGCUAAGCCAUCCAAUGGCUCCCAGACUAUUUUCCAGCAAGUGUAUCUCACUGAAAAUGACACCGAGACGAAACAGCUCUUCGAGAAGGUGGAAAAGCUGGGUAGCAAGGCGAUCGUCUUCACCGUCGACUCCGCAGCAGACGGAAACCGUCAUCGCGCCGCUCGCUACGGCGUCGGGUCAGCAGACAGCUCAUACACCUACAUUACCUGGGAUUACUACAAGAAGCUCCAGAACAUGACUUCAUUGCCUGUCGUCCUGAAGGGCAUUCAGUCCGUCGAGGAUGUUAAGCUGGCCGUUGCACACGGCGCCCCGGCCGUUAUUCUUUCUAACCACGGUGGACGUCAGCUCGACGGUACCCCAUCGCCUCUUGAAAUUGCUCUUGAGAUUCACGAGGAGGCCCCGGAGCUCUUCGAGCAGAUCGAAAUCUAUGCAGAUGGUGGUAUUCGGUAUGGCGCGGACGUUCUGAAACUACUUGCACUGGGUGUUACGGCUGUCGGUCUCGGUCGUCCGUUUAUGUUUGCGAACACGUACGGUGUCGAGGGAGUUAAACAUGCGAUUCAACUUCUUAAGCAUGAGAUUGCCAUUGAUGCUGGUAAUCUUGGUGUGGGCGAUUUGAAGAAGCUUGAUGCUUCUUAUGAACCCGAGUGA
Messenger RNA from Aspergillus oryzae RIB40, 1128 nucleotides. RefSeq lists its product as uncharacterized. NCBI's taxonomy places the organism in Eukaryota, Fungi, Ascomycota, Eurotiomycetes, Eurotiales, Aspergillaceae. The record is from RefSeq and is a predicted model, not a curated record. Gene Ontology annotation, molecular function: oxidoreductase activity; FMN binding. The transcript has 3 exons. The coding region runs from base 1 to 1128 and encodes 375 amino acids.